CCUGGUGUGCAACUGCAGUAUUAUAAACGACAUUAAUACUUGGGAGACUUUCGGAGUUAUUCUACAAGUACCUGCCGAACUAGUUUGUACGUCUGUCAUUUUGCAGGUAAAACCAUGGAGAUGAUGGUAGUUGAACCGCAACAGAAUGUUUUAGCCAGGAUGGCCAGCCUUCCUCUGGUGAGCUCUACUUAUGACAUGGUCUCCACUGUGUACUGCAACACCAAGGAGAACCACCCCUAUAUAAAGUCUGUGUGUGAGGUGGCAGAGAACAGUGUGAAGACAAUCACUUCAGUGGCCCUCACCAGCGCCAUGCCCAUCAUCCAAAAGCUGGAGCCCCAAAUUGCAAUUGCAAACUCGUUUGCCUGCAGAAGUCUGGAUAAGAUAGAAGAGAAAUGGCCAAUUCUUCACCAGCCCUCUGACAAGAUUGUUGCAAAUGCCAAAGAUGCGGUGACAACAACUGUGACUGGUGCCAAGGAGACUGUGUCUUUCACUAUCACUGGGGUGCUGGAUAUGACCAAAGGAGCCGUUCAAGAGAGUGUGGAGAUGACCAAGGCGGUUGUGAAUGGCAGUGUGAAUACUGUGAUGGGCAGCCGUGUAGUGAAGAUGGUGAGCACUGGAGUUGACACGGCGCUGAGCAGGUCUGAGUCCCUGGUGGAUAUGUAUCUCCCCCUGACUGAGGAAGAACUGGCCACGGAGGCCAAAAGUGUAGACGAAAAUGAAGUUGCUGCAAAUAAGCCAAGUUAUUAUAGAAGGCUGGGAUCAGUUUCAACCAAGCUACGCACACGGGCUUACCAUCAGGCCCUUGCCAAGGUAUGGGACGCAAAGCAGCGGAGUCAUGAGGUCAUUUCGGAGCUUCACCACAAUAUGGACUUGAUUGCGUAUGCAAGACAAAACAUGGACAGUGCCAAUCAGAAACUUCACAGUGCCCAGGAUAAGCUGCAUCUGUCUUGGCUGGAAUGGAGGAAAAAGACAGGAUGCAAUGAUGAGGUUCAAGAUGCAGAGCACAUUGAAUCUCGCACUCUUGCCAUCACCCGUGGACUUACCCACCAGCUCCAGACGACCUGCCUUACCCUAGUUGCCAGCGUCCAGGGCUUACCUCGGAACAUCCAGGACCAGGCUAACACUCUUGCACGCUCUGCAACCAACGUCUACCAGAACUUCAGCUCCGUCUCUUCAUUCCAUGAGGUCUCUGACACAGUCCUGGCCAGCAGCAAAGGGCAGCUUGCCAAAAUGAAGGAUUCUGUGGAUGGUGUGAUGGAUUACCUGGUCAACAACACCCCCCUCAAUUGGCUGGUAGGUCCCUUUUACUCAAGGCUGGUUGACACCCAGCUGCCUGAGCAAAAUGGGGAAGAGAAGAAAAAGUCCAAAAGGGAGGAAUAGGGGCCAGCAUCUUAAUACACCAAAUGUAGAAUUUGGUAUCUAAUAUUUUGUUUGUUUUUUCUCCCCCAUAAAUGUGACCUCCUUUUUUAAAAAAAAAAAAAAAAAAAAAUUAUCCUGUUUACAUUUUGGCACAAAGAGUAAUGACCAGGAAUUUUUACUGUCUCUGUAAAACUCUUGCUAUUUUCACUAACCCUGAUACAAUCAUAUCUACUUGUUUUGAUGAUGAGGAUCAGGAUGUCCUCAUUUUGGGAUGCCUUUUGGAGAAUAUUUCUUCCUGAGCGCACAAGUUAGAUAAUCGUUUUAAUGUUGUGAGGUAAUCGGGGUUUGGUAAUAACCAUUAUGUAUAUCACUUAUGAGCACUUAUUGAUACAUAUUUAGCUUCACAGUGUACAACAAUUUGAAAACCAGUUGGUUUCUGAUCACUGAAGGCUUCUGAUCCAAUGUCUGUGUAUUUAUUGUCUUUUUUUCUUGGUAAUGGAUAGCUGUUUACCCAGAUUUUUUUUUUUUGCUUGUUGAGUUAGCCUUUGGAAAGUUGGAAAGAAAAUGAAAGCCUGAGCCUCCAUUUUUUUUUUUUGGAGACUGCUAUAAAAUUCAAAUUGAGUGAAUUGAAUUCUUUGCCAAAAUUAUGUGCACUUAAGUUGCUUUUGCUACUGCCUUGAAUAUGUAUUUUGUAAUUAACUUUAUACACAUUUAUUCAAUAAAUACAUGCAUAAGCA
Polyodon spathula (Mississippi paddlefish) is the source of this 2096-nucleotide messenger RNA. Its product is annotated as perilipin-2-like. Gene Ontology annotation, cellular component: cytosol; lipid droplet. Bases 115 to 1380 code for a protein of 421 amino acids. The record is from RefSeq and is a predicted model, not a curated record. The transcript has 8 exons. Lineage: Eukaryota; Metazoa; Chordata; Actinopteri; Acipenseriformes; Polyodontidae. Gene Ontology annotation, biological process: positive regulation of triglyceride storage; lipid storage.